CUCUCCAGUCCGCCCCGGUAUACGGCAUUCGUCCUCCGAGUGUAGCCCCCACAUCGACGUUAGGAAGUCUUUAUUGAAAAACUUUACCAAUUUUAACGCAGUAAUAAUCAGAAUAUGUUACUGAUUUCGCUCACCGCGGUCUUCGCGGUCCUAGUCGUGAAUAACGCUGAACCUGUCCCGAAUACCAAAGAUGAUGGUCCAAUUGCUGAACUGCCAGAGAACUGGGAUCAGACAAAAGAUGAUACUCAGUCGUUAUUUCUUAACAAGAGCGACAAAAAUGACCUCGAACCUUAUCCUCUUGCACUAAGUGAAGAAGGUAACUCUGAAGGGUAUGAACAAAACAUAGAACAACGUUUUGAGUCUCCGCAAUCAAAUGGAGAACUGGACAACCUUAUUAUGAGGCCAGAGUUAUAUGGAGAGCCUCCUGCUAUGGAGGGUCUUUCAGGUGGUUACGAAACCCGACGCCGAAAGCGUGGUAGUGGAAAAGUUGGUGGAGCAGGUGCUGCAACAAAAGCUGCUACUAAGUCUGGCUCAGGCAAAAAAAAUCUUAAGGCUAAUAAUGCACCGUCGCCCGUAGACUUUGUGAUGCAUGAAAGUGACAAUACUCGCCGUAAACGUGGUAGUGGAAAAGUUAGUGGAGCAGCAGCUACUGCUAAAACAGCUACCAAGAACUCUGGUGGAAAUAAAAAGAAUUUUAGGUCCGUUUCUGAACGCCGUAAAAGAGAUUCCGGUCUAAGUGGCGCAGAUCUUAGAAUGCUGCUCAAUUAUUGGGAAGCCCAAGAAAGAAGGAAACAAGAUUUACAUGCAAGUCGAAAUGCUGAAAUUCCGUAUUAUGGCAAUGUGAACACCUUAGAGUUAGGACAGCCAGAAGUAGAUGAAAUGGGUGACUAUUGGUUACGCGAUGAAGGUGCAUUGGAUCCACGAGACAGAGAUUACCCACGCCAAUCCUAUUUCUCCGAACAAAACCGAGCUGGCUAUCCCAUGGGCUUACCUGAAAUAUACCCGGUUGACUCUAACGAACUCCUGCAAAGAUAUGAAGAAGCACGGCGUAAGAGAAUGUAUGUAAAUAAGAUGAAACGUUUCAUGGUCGCUAGAAAACGCUCGGAUGUGCAUCAAGACAAUUACAGGCCUCGCGAUGAUCUUUACACUCUGGCGGAACUCCUGCGCUCUGCACCUCGCGUCCAGGAACAGGACAUACCAGUUUACCGCCGCCUAAUACUCUAAAAAUUUGAUCGAAGACUAGAUUCCAUUUACAACCUGGAAAUUAUUCUCACUUUUCAAAAUAGUAAAUAGCAGUAUGCCGAUUCUUUGUACAUUUCACCUUUGAAUUGUAUUGAAAACACCCCCUCUGUUUACUGGCAUAUGAAGAUAUAUAAGAUUCCGAAAAGGAUUGGAGUGACAGAUCGUCAUGCAUUUAUUUCGUAGUGUUUAGGAUAUAAUAAUAUAGAAUAAGUUUUCGAAACAUAGCAUAGAUUGUGUAUUUUAAUUUUGUUAUCUACUAUGAAAAUAAAUGGCCUAAAAUUACAAAUAUUUAUUCCAAAGCAUCUUUCUAUGAAAUUAAAAUUUCUACUUUGUAUCGAACGCUACAAAUUAUCUACUUUUCUACCUCGGUUUACCGCAUAUCUUGCUAUCACUUACACACGUUUUUACCAAAGAAAAAAAAAUUAAAUUAAAAUUAUUUCCAGUACUAAGUAUUAAUACAAUGUACUGCAUAGUGAAGUCAAACUUUACAUUUUAUCGUGCAAAACGUCUAGAAUUAGUUUUUAUGUAUACAUGGUAUAAACUUGCUGUAUUAAACUAGCAUUAAAUAUA
Messenger RNA from Melitaea cinxia (Glanville fritillary), 1812 nucleotides. It is a transcript of the gene K5, whose product is annotated as putative neuropeptide precursor protein. The record is from RefSeq and is a predicted model, not a curated record. NCBI's taxonomy places the organism in Eukaryota, Metazoa, Arthropoda, Insecta, Lepidoptera, Nymphalidae. The coding region runs from base 115 to 1224 and encodes 369 amino acids. The transcript has 5 exons.